Pelobates cultripes (western spadefoot toad) is the source of this 37053-nucleotide messenger RNA. Lineage: Eukaryota; Metazoa; Chordata; Amphibia; Anura; Pelobatidae. The record is from the annotation of a GenBank genome assembly.
GAAUUUUAAUCUUUGAGCCAGAUUUAAAUCCAAAUCUACAUCCAGGGCCCAGUUUACCUAAAUAAGGUGCUCGUGUUAUAUUCUCCUGGGAUUCUAGGUGUUAUUUACAGGGCAGGGGACCCGUUACUCUUGUCCUUUAUUUAUGACACUUGGGUUGUGUGUGUGUGUGUGUGUGUAUGCGCUCUUAUUUUUUAUUCACAUUGAAUAUCGUUUUUAACAUGUGAUGUCAUGCAAACCGUUACUGUGUUGUUUUUGUUGUUGUGGUAGGUGCGUGACCUGUGCGUUUAUUAUUCCCUAUUCACCCCUUGUUCUUAGUUUUAAAUAGUGAUUACAAUUAGUGGUUUAUGAUUAAAGGGACACUAUAGACGCCAAACAACUUAAGCUUACUGAAGCAGUUUUGGUGUAUAGAUUCUAAUGGCAGAUAUUUGAGCAGUGAGAGUCCAGGGGCAUAAUACACCAAAACUACUUCAUUAAGCUAUUCAGUUGUUUUCGUGCAUACUUUUCCUUUAAGAGUUUGUUAUAUCAUGCAUGGAAAGCAGGGGAAGUUUGCUGGAUCCUCUUUAUUUGUUUAAUUUUCUGGACGUGUUUAUGUAUUGUGUGUGUUGAUGCUGUUGGCAUAAAAUUCUGAAAAUUUCCUCAUACUUACCGUAAUUUUCUUUUCCUGGAUUCGUCCAUGGCAGCAUCACGAUAGGGUUAGCUCCUCUCCCUUGGCUGUUUAGGACAGGAAAUACUUACAAAUAGGCCUUCCUUGCCUGGUAUCAUCAGUCAAGUAACAUGCUCAAAGAAAAAAAUAGAAAUAAAUGGGAAGGGAAAUAAUAGAUGCUGCCAUGGACGUAUCCAGGAAAAGAAAAUUACGGUAAGUGUGAGGAAAUUUUCUGAAUUCCUGGAUACUAAUCCAUGGCAGCAUCACGAUAGGGUAAUACCCAAGCUAAUUUUAUGGGAGGGCAAAUUAAAACUAAGACAAGGUAUUCAUGCUCAAAUAAGUGUUUGUUUAUUCAGAGUCAAGAGACCGAGGAAAGAACAUUUCUUCCAAACUCAGUGGUUGCUUUGGAUCUCACAUUCAGGGCGUAAUGUUUAAUAAAGGUAUUAGCUGAAGCCCAAGUAGCCGCUCUUCAAAUACUUUCUAUAGGAGUGUUAGUAGCAGCUGUCCAUGAAGUAGAGAGAGAUCUUGCAGAAUGAGCCUUUAAUACCGAAGGGACUUGAGAUUCCUGAUAGUGAUAUGCAAAAGAAAUAGCUGAAAAAAUCCAUCGGCUCAAAGUGGCUUUUAAAGCAGCCAAUCCUCUUCUGAAUCCUGCAAAGUUUAGAAAAAGAGUAGGAGAUUUCCUCCAACUUGCCGUUUUAUCCCGAUAAAUAGAAAUGCAUCUGGAGACAUCUAGAGUGUGCCACCUCUCUUCCUCUGGGGUAGAAGGAGAUUGAAAAAAUGAUGGAAGGAGAAUCUCUUCAUUAAAAUUAAAUUCCGACAUUACCUUGGGCCGGAAUUCCGGAUUUGUUCUAAGUACCACUCUAUCCGGGUAGAACUUCAUGUAGGAUUCUUCCGUAGAUAAGGCCUGAAUUUCAGAUACCCUUCUCCCGGAUGUAAUAGGCACAAGAAGAAGAACCUUAUAAGUAAGCAAUCUAUCAGAGGCAUCUGUAAGAGUUUCAAAUGGAGGAAGAGACAAAGCCCUUAGAACUAAUGGAAGGUCCCAGGGGGGUGUUAAAGAUCUGAUAGAAGGUCUUGAAUUUUUCACUGCAUUUAGAAAACGGAUCACCAUGUUGUCCAGAGCCCACCUGUAGCCAGUAAGAGCCGAUAAAGCAGAAAUCUGAACACGGAGAGAGCUGAGGCUUAGACCACUAUCCAGACCUGUCUGCAGAAACUCCAAAACAUUAGAGACUGUAGGAGACAAACAAGAGACUUUAUUGAUUUUAGCCCAAUCCGCAUAUACUGUCCAAAUGCGGUAAUACGUAGAAGAGGUAGAAUGUCUUCUAGAUUUCAAGAGAGUGUCAAUUACUGCUGAUGAAAAGCCUUUGUCUGCUAAACACCUCCUCUCAGUUUCCAUGCCAUCAAAUGUAGAGUCCUUGGUGAUGGGUGCACUGCUGGACCCUAAAUGAGGAGAUCCAGAAUGUCCAGUAAUUUCCACGACUUGGUGAUCACAAGAGACUUGAGGAGGGGAAACGAGUCUGCAAGGCCAAAAUGGAAUGAUCUCUAUUACUCUGAGAUGUUCCUUCUUGAUUCUCUUAAAUGUUUUCCAUAUGAGAGGAAACGGGGGAAACGUAUAUGCCAUCUUGAACUCCCAGGAGCUGGAUAGGGCAUCCGUGUUCAGAGCUCUUGGAUUAAAGGUUCUUGAAAAGAAUUUUGGAAGCGGAGUAUUCUUCGCUGAAGCCUUUAGAUCUACUUCUGGUCGUCCCCACUUCAAGACCAGUUGAUGGAAUAUAUUGGUAUUUAAUUGCUAUUCCUUGGGAUCCAGAUCAUUUCUGCUGAGGAAGUCUGCUCUCAAAUUUUCUGGUCCUGGAAUAUAGACUGCCGACAGACCCAAUACCUUCUCUUGAGCCCACAACAUAAUGGGUUCAAGUUCCAGAAGAAGAUUCUUGCUCUUAGUAUUCCCGCCUUGCUUCUUUAUGUAGGACACUGCGGUACAAUUGUCCAAGUGAAUCCUCACCCAUUUUCCCAUUAAUACAUCCUGGAAAUGUGUGAGGGCUAAGAGUUCCAGAAGGUUGGCUGGAACGUGGGAGGCUCUCUUCACACAUCUGCCCUGGACAUUCCAUUGAAGUAGAUGAGCACCCCAACCUGAACCACUGGCAUCUGUAGUUAGGUUCAGCCAAUCUAUUUCUCCUAGAGGAAGCCCUCUGUGGAGGUGAACAGGAUCUCUCCACCAGUCCAAAGCCUUCCAAAGGAAUGCCGAAAUGACUAUCUUCUUGGACCACUUGUUUUUGUCCUGAUUGAACCUUUCCAAGAAAUACCUCUGAGGAUAACGCAGGUGCCACUGAGCCCAUUUUACUAGACCGAUUGUUGAUGAAAAGUUUCCCAACAUGCUCAUAUACUCUUCGGCCGUGACCCACUCUGAGUCCAUCACCUUUUGUGUCUUUGACAUGACACGAACUCUUCUUUCCUUUGAAAGGAAAACCAUGGCUAACUUUGUGUCGAACCAUGCUCCAGGAAGCAUAAACUCUGGGAGGGGUCCAGAUGACUCUUCUGGUAAUUGAUGACCCAACUAAACCUUUCCAAAGUUCUUAUAGCCUGGUCUCUUUGACUCAGAAGCCUUGCUCUUGAUCUUUCUACCAAUAAAAUAUCAUCCAGGUACUGAUAGAUCUGAAGACCCUAAAGUCUCAUCAUAGCUAUCAGAGCCAAAAGGACCUUUGAAAAAUGUCCUUGGAGUGGCACUUAGGCCAAAAGGAACUGCCCUGAACUGGAAAUGUUCUCCCAAAAUUGCAAACCUCAAAUACCUUUUGAUCAUGAUCUGCUAUUGGAAUGUGGGAAUAGGCGUCCUUCAGGUCUAUUAAGAUUAUCCAAUCUCCUGGCUGAAUUACUGCUAUUAUGAAAGACAAGGACUCCAUUCUGAACGUUUGGAUGUUGAGGGACAGAUUCAACUUGUGUAUGUCUAAAAUUGGACACCAUUCUCCAGAUGGUUGGAAAUAUCUCUUAUUAAGGCUUGUCUUUUCUCUGGCAACCCUAGGGUUUUUGAGAUCAUAAAUCUGUUGAGACAGGGAAAUACCUUGAACUCCAGUCUGUAUCCUUCUUUGAGGACAGAAGCAACCCAGGGAUCCAAAUCUGCUUGAGUCCAGAUUUCCCAAAAGGCGUGGAGGCGAACUCCUACUCCCGAGACCUGGGGUCUCCAACCUUCAGAAAGGUCUGUUUGAGGUUCUAGUACCGGUUGAGGAUCUACCUCUGGCACCUCUUCCAGACUGGCCACUUCUCCAGGUUGAACCUCUUGUGAAUUCUCUCCCCGGCCUUUAGGACAUGAUGCUGCCAUGGAUUAAUAUCCCGGAAAUGAAAAAAGGCAGCAUGUUGUAAUUUUUAUUCUUCAGGAAGGAAGUCCUUACUCUGUGGCAUAUCCUGUAGUAACGGAUUAAUACUUCUUGACCCAUAGAGGUAUAUAGAUUCUAUAGUUCAUGGACUUAUGUUUCAAAAUGUUCUUUAAACAAAUAAUAAUACACAAACUAUUGUUUUUUCCAGCCCAUUACAGUGUGGUCAUUUUUGGCCACAGUCAAAUUUUGAUCAGGUGAUUUUCAUGAUUACUGACAAUGUGCAGAGCUCAGUAUAAAAGAUCUAAUCACUAAAGUAGAACUGGAUAAGCUUUCUAAAUCCACCAUAUUCUCUUUGAUUCUAAACAUGGUAUAUGUAAAAAUGUUGCCAGGCAAUUCAUAUUCUGCCAGCUGACUGGCGUGCGACACCCAGACCCAAGAUAAAUGUUAUUUCUUUUUUUUAAAGUGUGCUAUAGUGUUUAUGGUGCUUGGAGUGUUCUUUUAAGUAAAUCUCGGUUUACAGAAAAGAAACGUUACCGUGGCACAUCGUCAAAUCCCAUAUCUAUGGCAUCGUAUAAAGGGUGGACAUCAUCAAUGGGUUUCAGUUUGUUAAACAUAAUUAACAUAAACAACAAUUAAAAUUAUGCUCCUUGGUAUGUCUGUCCCCGUACACUAGGCAGCCCCCGCCGUGUCGUCUGUGUCAUAUUGUUCUCACAGAUCCCACACCUUGUAGAGGGUUUUAGAGGAGUUGCAGACCUGUGAGGUCAACCUAUCCAUUAGGCAAUUAUCCCUGAUCUUGUUUAGGACCAGUGAACCAGGCUCUGCGGGCAACUAAAUAGAUCAUAUUAAGUAAUUUUUGUUCAUGCCUAGUCAGGCUGUCUGUGGGUCUGGACAAGAGACAUGCCCACGGGUUGGAGCUCAAUUCUACUACUUCUUCCCAGAACUCCCUGACCCUGGGGCAGUGCCACCAAAUGUGGAUGUAACUUCCUCGGUCUUCUUCACACUGGCGCCAGCAUGUCUGUAGGGCUGAGUUUCAUGUGGUAUUGUUUUACCGGAGUGGUAUACCACCUGAAGAGAUUGUUCUUGCAUAGUCACGCAUACAGAAGAUCAUGCACAAGCCUCCCACUCCACACUUUCCAGCACCUCUCCAAGGUCGUCCUCCCAUAGGUCUGUACACCAAAGCCCUCAGCUAAGGUGGUGGUACAUUGUCGAUAUUAGCCCCUUUGGAGGUGACUUUAAAGCACAUCCUCUCAAAGAAUGUCAUGGGGGUAUUUGCAGCUGCCCUAAUAUCUUUCUUUUGUGCGAAAUUCCUCAUUUGUGUAUAUAUAGUCUCUGGUCUGUAGGGGCGCAAGUUUUUUUCAAGUGGUCGUAAGUCACUAUGGUGUGGUCUAUGUACAAAUGGACGUAUCUCUGCAGUCCUGUGUAUUUUAAACCCCUAAAAUCUCUCUGUUCUGGAGUAUUGGGGUCAUUGGUGAAGUGGGGCUACUGUGGGAGUAUUUGGAGGUCGUCCGAUCCCAUAUACGAAUGCUCUGUGUCCCUUUGGGGCCCACAUAAAGAAUUGGGGGAGAUCUGCUCCCAUCAGGAGGGAUUCAAUAUCCACCCAACACCUAACGUCUGGCGGAGAGUGCCAGUUUGCAAUCUGGGUUAGCUGUGCAGCAAGAUAAUGGUUGUAGAGGUGUGGUAGACCCAGGCCACCCCCUCCUCCAUGGUCUGUAUAGUGCUAUUCUGGGUCGUCUGUUCUGCCAAAUGAACUUGUCUAUAGUUUGUUGCAGGCCUGCCAAAUUGCCAUGUAUGUUAGGGCUUUGUUAGAUAUUUGUAGCUUAAAAGUGCUUUGCAGUCGUGCCGUGUCCAGGGCUAAGAGGUUAAAUGGCAUGGCCAUAGAUUUUUGUAGGUUACCUCUGUAACCUGAGAGAUCACCAUAGUGGUUAGCAGUAUUGUUAGGUGUUCCAUAGAUCUUAUUGGAUCUGAAAGGGUGAGUAGAACAUCCUCGGCGUAUGCCGAUACUUUAUAUUGUUUGUCUGCUAUCGUUGCUCCCAGGAUCUGUGGUUGGGCUCUGAUGGCAUGGAGCAGCGGUUCCAAUGUGAGUGCAAAGAGUAAAGGGGAUAGCGGACAGCCCUGUCUCGUGCCAUUCCCCAAUGGGAACGGGGAUGGUUGUGCCCCAGUAAUGAUGGUUUGUUCCUGAAUGUUUGUGUAAACGGCCCUUAUUGCUGUAAUAAAUGGUUCUGGAAAACCGAAUGUCCGGAAUACCCCAAACAGAUACGGCCAUUGCACACUGUCAAAGGCCUUCUCGCGUCCAAAUACAUUGCUAGGGAAGGUCUCCCCAUCACCGUCAUACACCAGGUCAACUCCGGCCCUCAACAGAUGUUUUCUUAUAGUUGUCUGCCUGGCAUAAAGCCCAUCUGAUCCGGGUGGACCAGACACGUUAGGAGAGGCGUUAGUCUAACCGCCAGUACUUUAGCGAAUAUCUUCAUGUCUGAGUUAAUGAGGGAGAUGGGCCUGUAGUUAGGUGCGUGUGUUUCGUACCUACUCGGUUUGGGUCUGCAUCGGGAAUACCCCCCCUGCAGAAAAUGGUUGCAUAAGUUAGCGAGAUGGGGGGGGUGAGUACUUUAUAGAAUGCUUUGUAUUAUAUAGGAAUGUGUAAAAUUCCGUAAACACUUUGUUGAUAUGUUGUGGUGUGUUGGCUAGUUAGCCACACGGGGUGCAAAUUUUUGUGAUUGGCUGGCUUGUAGCCGGCUCUGGGCCUAAGAGUUCUGGCUAAUAGGGUGUCCAUUUUGUUCGACUUCUUGUAGAACAAUCGUUCGGACCAUGUGAGGGAGCGAGCAACUCCCUCCAGUGCUAGUUCUUUAAUAGAAUGUCUAAGUGCAUUUAUUUCAGUGCGUUUGGAGUGUGUGAGGUUAGAUUUGUGCUGUUGUUUAGCUCUACGUAGAUCUGUUUGUAGAUUUGGUAAGAGUGCUGUUUUUCGCUCUCUCUAUUAUAUGGCCUCUUUCAUAAAGUGCCCUCGCACCACUGUUUUAUGGGCUGCCCAUACUACUGUUGGGCUCACCUCUGGUGUGUCGUUUAGUGUGAAGUAAUCCUUGAUGAUUAAGUCAGUUUUGCGGCAGAUUUCUUUGUUGUCAAGGAAGGUGGUGUUCAGUUUCCACACGAGUUUGUCGAGUGUUUGAGCCCACCGAGAGUGAGGGAGAUGUCUGCGUGGUCUGACCACGUUAUGCUAUUAAUGUCCGACUGUAGAACCUUGGUCAUCCUGUCCCCAUUUAGCAGUAGAUUGUCUAUCCUGGAGUAUGUGUCAUGUAGUGCAGAGUAGAAUGUAUAAUCCCGCAUGUCCGGGUGCUGGAACUGCCACGCAUCUAGUAGUCCUGUGUUAGAGAGGAACGUGUCCAUAAGUUUAUCUUGUGCGCCAUUGCCCUGGGAUCUGGGUACCCCUUGUUUUGCGCACCUGUCGGCUGCCGGACACUGCACUGUAUUGAAGUCUUCCCCCCACCCCCCCUCCCCACUACGACCACAACCCCUCCUGCGUUUUGGGUCAAAGUGGAAAGGUGUCCCAGUGGGUCUGGGUCGUUUGGUGCGUAAACGUUAAUGUGAAUCUUAGUGGUGUAUAAGGUGCCUGUCAGGGACACAUACCUACCCUCCGGGUCAACCUGUGUGCCGAUUACCUGUAGUGGGCAGUGUCUAUGGACAAGGAUGGCCACCCCUGCUCUCUUUCUAUUGGGGUUUGGAAAUCAGGCUUGCUUAUUGCAGACGAUCAGCUGAUAAAUUGAGAAUGCAAUAUAAAGCAAUAACAUAUUUGUCUUUUUAAAUAUUUUAUUACAUAAAAAUAUAAAUAUAGACAUAUAAAACCUCAAUAAUCCAUUACAAUAAUUUAUAGCCGAGUUUAUAAGAUUAAAGUAUAUGCUUGCAAUAUCAGUAAAAUAGAAUAACAUACCCUCUUGAACAUGUCAACCUCUCAGUCAUGAUAAAGUGGAGCAGCGUCUCUGUCUACAAAAUCUCUCCUCUGUAUCCUAAUAUUAAUAAGUUCCCAUAUUUAUACCUCAGAUUUUAAAUUAGGUAAUUUUAGGACCUACCUUAACUUGGCACAGAUACGAGGCCAUAACUUGGUCAUUUCACAUGGGAACAUCUUAUCUAUGUUUAGACUAAAACGUAAGGGGGCACAUGACGUGGGAAAUUCUCUGUCUUGGGGAAUUACACUAACCUAGGACAAGAUGGCGUCCUAAAGUCUGAACACCACCAUAUUUACUGAAUAUGAGUAAGAAACAUUGUAUGAAAAACAAUAUGUUCCAUUUCUCACAACUUGUCAGUUUGCAAAAUAUCUUAAAGACAAAGUGCACAGUUUAAGAAAUACAACUUUUUAUUCUAAAACUUGUAAUAUUUGCAUAUGCCCAUAACACUACCACUCGGAAUGUAGAUAUGACGCGUGUCUAGAAAACAUAUGGAUAAACUAACUCUAGGUAAUUUAGAAACACAAAGGAUGCUAAGGUAAGCCACGAUGGCUUUAUUGUAAACCACACAAACCCUGCCUUGUGUCUUCAUGUUCCCGCGGUUUGUGCAGACAAUGUGACUCGUAAGAUCAGGAACAUGCAGCUUAUAAUUAGCAUAGUAACCCAAAUUCAACCAUAAAUAAUGAAUAUACUUAACUGCCAAUUGAAAUCUCCGCAUUUUUUUUUCUUUUAAUUUAAAGCUCCCUGUUAAUGAUUUUACUGCGGUUAACAAUGGAUAGACUAUAUUCGUUGUGCAUGAAAUACCCCAGUAUAUGAAUGCUGUCUAAUGUUUUUGGUUUAAUUCGGUUUCCUAGGUUGAGCAGUCAAGAUGGGUUUUCAUUGGUUUCAUCAUCAUUCAAACUCCUCAGAGUUCUUCAGCUGGGAUAUAGAGGGAAUGCGGAAUCAGUCAACAGGCAACACAACGUAUUGUUACGAUGGGCCUAUCGGGAGCAGCACGGUCCUGCAGGGAUUGACAUUCGGGGGUAUCCCCACUGUUUUGGUGUUGGAUGUCGUCUGCUUUGUGGUAUGUACUUUUAUUGCCAUCAUCAUUUCAAAGGGUUAGAUUGAUAAUCUAACUAAUAGCUGUACCACUAAAAACAUGUAAAAGCUAUAACGUAGGGAAUCUUACAGGACAGUGAUACACAUGGUUAUUAUCAGGAAUGUUUAUACAAAAUAUGCUGCAGUGCUCUGUUGGGUAAAAUAUAAAGUGUGUGUUUUGUUUCCACUUUAUUUGUUUUUAAUAAAUAUUUAUCCUGGUCUUGGACAUAUGCUUUUUUUAUUCUGCGUGCAAUUUUAAGGUUUGUGUGUAAAUGUAAUUGCUCCUUUAUGUCGUGUCUUCCUACUACAAAUGCAGAAUGAUAAAGGUUUUUUUCUGCUGUAAAGUGAUUGGCUUAAAUAAACACCAUAUUAAAGUUACCUGCAGUUAUGGCUGAGGAGGUCUUUAUUUAAGCUCACUUGCAACUUGUGUGAUGUCUACAUGUUAUUUCUUUUUGUUGACAAGUUUAUUUCAAUGUGCUUGUUGUAGCUGCUGUUGCUGAUAUUUUCCGUCAUACGGAAGAGGUUCUGGGAUUACGGUCGAGUUGCUCUGGUUUAUGAUGAUGACAGGUAUUUUAAGUUCUUUCACUUUGUCAGGUUUUUAAACAUUUAUUUGGGCUAAGUAGAACUUUUGAUAGGACCCCAAGGAUUGAGAUUAUGUUCUUGUCCAUCACUUUUAGUCCCCAUCUUGUCCUACACACUGAUCAACCACAACAUUAAAACCACCUGCCUAAUAUUGUGAAGGUCCUCCUCGUGCUGCCAAAACAGCUCUUAUUUGUCGAGGCAUUGACUCCACAAGAUCUCUGAAUGUGUCCUGUGGUAACUGGCACCAAGACAUUGACAGCAGAUCCUUGUAGUCCUGCAAGUUGCAAGGUGGGGCCUCCAUGUACCGAGUUUGUUGUUCCAGCAUAUCUCCCAGAUGCUCAGUCAGAUUGAGAUCUGGCGAAUUUGGAGACUUGAUUCAUCAGACCAGGCAACCUUCUCUCAUUGCUCCAUGGUCCCGUUCUGACACUCAUGUCCCCAUUGUGGGCACUUUCGAUGGUUGACAAGGGUCAUCAUGGGCUCUCUGACAGCGAUGCAUUGUUUGUUCUGACACCGAUCUGUCAUGGCCAGCAUUAAAGUUUUCAGCUAGUUGAGCUGCAGUAGCUCUUAUAUGUAAUUGGACCAGAUGGGCUAGCCUUUUUUCUCCUCAUGUCUUAAUGAGCCUUGUGCAACCAUGACGCCGGUUCAUCGGUUGUCCUUCCUUGCAACACGUUUUGUAGAUACUAACCACUGCAUACUUGGAACACCCCACAAGACUUGCUGUUUUGGAAAAGCUCUGAUCCAGUCGUCUAGCCAUCACUAUUUGGCCCUUGGCACCUUUUUCCUGCUUUCAAAACCUGAAAUUCAAGAACUGACUGUUCACUUGCUGCCGAAUAUAUCCCACCCCUUGACAGGUGUCAUUGUAACAAUAUAAUCAAUGUUAUUCACUUCACCUGUCAGUGGUUUUAAUGUUGUGGCGGGUCAGUCGGUGUCUAUUUACAAAAAUAAUCCAUUGUAGGUAUGCACUAUAUAAAUUAUAAUAGUUGGAAUUUUUGUAGUGCUUGUUACAUUUUUUUAAUUUAUUUUUUAAAUCAGAAUCUCCAUUGUUAUCUGUUUUAGUAUUGCAAACUGCUAUUAUUUUCUUCCUGAGUGUUUUUGAGUGUUAUUGAGAGUUUGCAUGGGUGAAAUAUAAAUAAAAAAACAGCUCUCACCCCCUAACAACAUGCUGGUUUCAUUGCCAGUGGAUCACAGUGGGAAUGUAGUGCCCUCUGUCACUCUCUUACUAUAUGCCUCCUAGCAGAGUGCCUGGAAUGAUCACAGCAACUACAGCACAUAUGCUGUAGUUGCUGUGAAGAUCAAAAUAACCACCUAUACGAGGCUUCUCCUCCUCUUUAUCACUGAAUUCUCAGUAAAUCCGCUAUGCUAUUGGCAUGGCCCUGUAUGCAUCAGACUGAUAAGGGGAAGGAACUUGUCUUUGUUUUUAGGUAAAUUCCCAUUUGUAUGUUUUAUGCGUAAUAACAACUGGGUCGUUAUUCGGCCUUUCGAUUUGAUGAAAAAUUCUUUGUACAUGUCUCUGGCACUAUGUGAUGAGUUUAUUAGCUGCUUUGCGCUAGUGCCAAUUAGGGCUUCUCUCAGAUCUGUCAUUUUGUAAUAUAGAGAUUUUAUAAUCUGUGAAAUGAAUGUUUUCUCCCCCAGUUCACCACAACGUGUGUUUAGGAGUUUUUCCGUAUCCUCAACCUCUGAAGAUCUAGAUAGGGACCGUGUAAGUAUAUCUUUCUUUUCGUGUGUGUGUGUGUGUGUGUGUGUGUGUGUGUGUGUGUGUGUGUGUGUGUGUGUGUGUGUGUGUGUGUGUGUGUGUGUGUGUGUGUGUGUGUGUUAUAGAAUAUAUUCAAUAUCUUCCAAAGUUUCUUUCUAUAAUUUGUAAGGUCUUUGAGAAUUUUUUUUUUUUUUUUUUUUUUCUGAAAGUGUAUAAUUGAGUUUAUCUUAAUUUGGUUUGCACUGGUUUAUGUGGUCUGAAUUUAAAAACAAUAUUGUUUAUAUUUUAUAUGUAUUUAACUUUUUUUUUUUUUUUUUUCAGGGAUUUUGUUCAUGGAUGGUUUCUGUUUUUCAAAUGAAGUAAGUUUAAAGUACUUGCAAAAAAUCUGUAUGUGUUCAGCAUCCGUCGCCAGAAAAUGUCUUCAUUAUUAUCUUGUUAAAGGGGAACUGUCCCUUCUCUUGAAUAAAACACAAAAUCACUUUUAAUUUAUUUUUCUAUUAGAAUUUAUGUUUAAUUUCAAAUUUCUAUAAAAAAAAAAAAAAAAAAAUUAGUAGAUGGCAGCAUAGCCCACUUCAGACAAGCGAAAGCCAGGGGAAACAUUGCAAAAGAAGAAGAUAUUUAGAAACAUUGCUACAUUUUUUUCUGUUUUCUUUAUGCUCUCUCUCUGUUGACUGCUGGUGCAAAAGACAUGGCUUAUAACAAUGAUGGACAGGGAUCUAAAAUAGAUGCAUCCAGUUGCAGGAUAAGUUGAUUUGGAUUUCUUAAUUGUCAAUCAUCACAAAUCUAUAAUUGCCAAUCUGAAUAAAUAUAAAAGUGUUGGGAAGUGGCCGUUCUCUUAGUUCAGAUGAUACACGAACAGACCGUGCAUUGGUUUUGAAGAACUUGUUGCCAAGAAUCUGUUCGUCUCUUCUCAUAAUGUGUUUAACACAGAUUUUAAUAUAUAAUAAAUGCACUUGUAAAAAUAGCAUGUUCUGUAAAUAUCUACCAGAAGCCUCCAGUAACUCAUUUAAUGCUGCAAGUGUGCUGAGAAUGUCAGCCCACCUCUCUUUCCAGGAAGGAAAGGAAUUUUCAGUAGGUCAUUUCAUUCCUUCUAUCAUGAAAGGGUAGGAGUUAAUGAAUCUCCAUUUCACUGUUAGUAUUACAUUACCAUGUAUUUCUGACCCUAUAGUGUUAAAACCACCAUCUAGCCCCUCUGGCCGCCCCUUGCCUUCCUAAAUAUAGUAAAAAUCUUGCUUCUAUUCAAGUCUGCAGCUACUGGCUCUUCCCCUAUCUGCCCCUGACCUGCCUCUUGCCUGCUGACAUCAUCAGAAGUGGUGGUCUGAGCCAAUCACAAUGAUUCCCCACAGAAUUGUCUGAGACUGUCAAGAAGGCAGGUCAGGGGCAGAGCCAACACAAGUCAAACACUGCCCUGGCCAAUCAGCAUCUCCUCAUAGAGAUGAAUUGAAUAAAUGAAUCUCUAUGAGGAAAGUUCAGUGUCUGCAUGCAGAGGGUGGAGACACUGAAUAUAAGUCACAUUGUGCUGCACUGCCCCAGGAAGCACCUCUAGCAGCCAUCUGAGGAGUGGCCAGUAGUGAUGUCCCGAACGGUUCGCCGCGGACUCAUCAUUGAGUAAACUUUGACCCUGUACCUCACAGUCAGCAGACAGAUUCCAGCCAAUCAGCAGCAGACCCUCCCACCUCCUGGACAGCAUCCAUUUUACAUUCAUUGUGAAGCUGCAUUCUUAGUGAGCUGUCCAGGAGGUGGGAAGGUCUGGGAGGGAGCGUCUGCUGCUGAUUGGCUGGAAUGUGUCUGCUGAUUGUGAGGUACAGGGUCAAAGUUUACCGCAUAUGUUCGCCGUCCGCGGCGAACCGUUCGGGACAUCACUAGUGGCCAGUGAAGUUAUCACUAGGCUGUAAUGUAAACACUGCAUUUUCUCUGAAAAAACAUCGUUUACAGCAAAAAGCCUGAAGGGUAUGAUUCUAAUCACCAGAAUAAAUUCAAUAAGCUGUAGUUGUUCUGGUGACUAUAGUCAGUGGUGUAUCCUGGUUUUGUGCUGCCCUAGGCAGGACAAAACUCAGGCACCCCCCCCGCGCUACCCCCACCCGUGCAACUGCCACCCAACCCUUGCCCCCUGCUCCGCCUUCUAAAUACACACACACACAUUCACUGACAGAUACACAUUCACUAGCUAACAGAAACACACACUCACUAACACACACACACACUCACUAACACACACUCACUAACACACACUCACUAACACACACUCACUAACACACACUCACUAACACACACUCACUAACACACACUCACUAACACACACUCACUAACACACACUCACUAACACACACUCACUAACAGACACACUCACUAACACACACUCACUAACAGACUCACACACACACACUAACAGACACACACACACACACACACUAACACACUCACUUGUGUUUUUUUUUAUUUUUUAUUUAACCCCCCCAGCCUCCUUACCUUUGGGAAUGCUGGGGGGGUUCUUCCUCUCCCUGGGGUCCAGUGGCUGCGGGCGGCGCGUUGGCGGGCGAGGAAGCUCUUCCCCUGAGCGGUCUGCUCAGCUCCCUCGCGCGCCGCCAGCACAGUGAGGCUGGGAGCCGGGUUGAUGACGUCAUAUUCCGGCUCCCAGCCUCACUCGGUGGCGCGCCCGCCCGCCCAGCCCGGCUAACUAGGCAUUUGCCCUGGGCAUUUGGGGGCUGCUUUUUUGCCACCCCCUGAAAAAUGCCGCCCAAGGUAAAUGCCUAGUUUGCCUCGCGGCUAAUACGCCCCUGACUAUAGUGUCCCUUUAACUGUAUUUUUUGUAUGUGAGUAUUAAGAGGUCACAUUAAGUAGCUAUUUUCAGCAAGCUGUACUGCUGAUAAUGCUAUCGGGGUCCUAGAAAAUUCCUAUAAGCAGACUACUAUGCAGACCCCGUACGCAGUAUUACAGGAUGCAGUGUAUUGUCUAAAGAUUUCCUUUCCCUAAAAUGUCUCUAAAAGAUGAGCAAAAAAAUGCAGCGUGCAAAUUUACUUAGCUUUAUUUGUUAUGUUUGAAAACCAAUCUAUUUACAAAUGCCGCUGUUUUAUUAUAAGUUUAUGUGCUAGCUCUGUAUCCCUUCUUUUUAAAUACAUUUUUGGAUAAUACUUUUCUUUUCUUUUUUUCUCAAACACAUUGCUUUAUAACGAAGGGGGUUAGUAGGUAAAAUAUCACAUCUUCUAUUCGAAAACAAUUUACACUUUUUCGGAGUGUACACACCACAAGUUUAAAAUGGUUUCCUGUGCUUUCCAGUGAUGAAGACAUUCAUGAGCGAUGCGGAGAGGACGCGUCCCAUUAUCUUUCCUUCCAACGUCAUAUCAUCUGUCUGCUUGUCAUUGCGUGCAUCCUGUCCAUCGCGGUCAUCCUUCCUGCCAACCUUACAGGAGAUCUAAUGGGUAAAAUGCGUUUAACUUUCACUUACUUAACUUUCAGCACUCUUAACCCCUUCCUGUCCCACUGACAAUAUAUAUAUAUAUAUAUAUAAAAACUAAGUCUGCCUGUUUUUGCUGUGAGGGUAGUUAAACCAUUCCGUUUCAGACAGCAAUUUUUCCUGUAUGUGUUUGGAGAGACGUGUCCAUAGCUACCAGGCAGUGAAUCCAUGCUCGACUGCCUAUAAUUAACAAACAAGUUAUAUACUAUUUUUGGAGAUUUAUAGUAACCCCAUUGCAAAUAUUCCCUUAUAAUGUUAGAUGCCAAUUUUGGGGUAUUAAGUCCAAAAAAGUUUUCCUUAUUCUGACAUUUUAUCUAUCUUAAUAACCAUCCCUGUAUAUUCCUGGUGACUGAUUCUUUAAUUUUACUUGACAUUCGUUUACUAGAAUCGAUAGUUUCUGGAGCAAAAAAAGUGAGCGCAUUUGAAGCCCACUCCGUAGUAUCCUCGUUGUUAAUAAAUGUUUGUAUUUGUCUUUAGAUAGGGACCCACUCAAUUUUGGGAGGACAACCAUUGCAAAUCUCCAGUAUGAGUAAGUACAAGGGGAUCCGUUCUAUUUAGAAGGUAACUUCUUCAUUCUGUGUUACAUAUUUUUAUUUAAUGUGUUUUUUUUUUCCUAAUUAUAUUCAUUUGCUUUAACAGAAGUAACCUGCUGUGGUUGCACACCGUUAUAGGAGUUGUUUAUCUGAUCCUUGUUGUGGUUUUCAUGAGACAUCACACAUCUGCCAUUCAAUAUAAAGAUGAAGGAACAGUAAGUACAAAUAUUCUACGAUUCCUGCUGUCUUAGCUCUGAUCGUUAUAGAGAAGGAAUCCAUCUCUGGAAAUGUCCAAUGGGAGUUUCUGCAGAACCCAUUGGCUUUCUGAAAUGUGGUUAUUUUUAUUUUUUUAACUGACAUGGCACGUGUUUGGCUCAGCCAGAGCAUUGCUAUGUAGAUAUCAAGCUUGCACGUGUGGUUUAUAGAAAUGGCUGAUUAGAAUGAAAUUGAGGUUUGAUUAUGGUGGAGGAGGAUCUCCGUAGGUUAGUUGCCCACUCACACUCCUUAUACCCUGCAUAUAACUUUGAAAACUCCCUGCCACAUCGGCUAACUAAUUAUCCAUUCCAAACAGAUAUAUGGUUUGGAAUAUGAUAUAAUGGAGAUGACUAGACCACUAAAACAUCAUUUUUUUUAUAGGGUUGGUAGACAAACAGAAAUGUUAAAGUAAUGUAAUAGACUUGUCUAAACAAUAGGUGGCAGGUAAUAAUUCCCCACAUUCUAGUGCUGAUGCUAGCAGAUAAGGUUCCUGUUCAUAGCCCUCCCGUACCUUCAAGAAAUAAUGAUCAUCCGCACACGGCAUUAGGUUCUAUAUGUGUUGGUUUUUUUCCAGCCUUCAAAAUCCAUGCAGGCAAUAUUUUGACAAACCCAAACUACAAAAAGGGGAUGAUAAGAUUAGAGUGCUACUGGAGAAUAAAAGUUCAGAAACGUAUACAUUCUGUUAUAUUUUGUUUUAUUCUAUUUUAUCAUUGUUAUUGUUAAAUUAAUGCAGUCAUUAUUUCUUUGAAGGUGAAGCAAACCCUGUUCGUCACUGGCUUGCCCCGAGAUGUUGACAAAGAGAACAUCCGCAGACAUUUCAGGUGCAGCAAGAAAUCUGUGACUCAUACUGGGUGUCAGACACCCAACGUCUGACUUGCUACUGUUUCUCUUUAAGAGUUUUGUAGGGUUAAUAUCCAGAUCUAGAGUCCCAAACAACAUGGCACCCAUGCCUACUGUGUAUUCCUCCUGCCUUUAGCUUAGUGAAAUAUUUUAGCCUCUAUCGAUAUAUUGCCUCCUUCUCGUCUUCCUUGCCAGAGACUAGGUGGACUUUCUGAUGGUAUGAUGUUCUACUCUAGUGAUUUCUGUUGGAGAGGCGGCAAUAAAUAAAAAUAGUUUUUGAGCACCCCUGAUUUUAGUGCCUUGUCCCACUAUAUACCAGGGAUUGUACCCGGUCUUCCCUCCUGUUCACCUACCCUGCUACAAAUGGUAUGGAUGGAAUUGGAGGGAUUAAGCACAGCGAUUUUUGACAAUUUAUUUUUUUCCCAGCUGCAUAUGGAGCUCGUUACAUUUAGUUUUUUGUUGUGUUUAUUACAUUUGAAAAUAUUUCUUGACAUGCACAUUAUUAGCUCGGUGACACAUUGUUCUAGUGCCAUGUAAUAUAUUAAAAAAAGAAUUUAGCAAAACAUCUCCAUUUGACUUAUUUGUGUCAGAGUGGUCUCCAUUGCCUGGGGAAGGCAUUGAUCAUAUGGUAAGGGAUUAAUUAUGGACAAUUGCCUGGGGUGUGAUCACUGUGAUUUGCCUAUUACUACCAGUGAAUAUCCCCAAAAAUGGCCAGCGAACAAAACUGCUGCUCACAACCUAGGGGCUUCUUUUUUGUUUAAGUUGCAACUAUAAUUGUAGCUUUGGAUAUUUUCUGGCAGAUGAUUUACACAAUGUUUUAUCCGCUGGCACGGAUAUUUUGCUGGUGUAUUAACUGUGAAAUGGCUCUAAUUCACUCUCUCCUCUCCUAGUGAAGCCUAUCCGACCUGCCAGGUGUUAGAUGUACACCUGUGUUACAAUGUUGGUGAACUGAUUCGUCUCUCCAGAGAGAGGUAUUGUGCUCCAUGACAGUGUUGCAAAGUACUUGAUAUUGGUCCAUGGGAGUUAAAAUUUCUUGGGACUUCAGUGUUGGAGACAUAUGUGCCAAGUAGGAACUAGGUUGAUGCCUAUAUUCAAACGCCCCCUCUUCCCCAUAGUAUAUGGACCCCAGACCUUUCACAUGCUGGCUACACAGGGGUUUAAUUGAUAUUUGCUUCAUCUCACUUUAAGGGAAAUUGGCAGACUAGGAGGAGAUCGUGACCCUGCUGGCAUUAGAACACUACCAAUACUUCCAAUUUCAUCUGAUUCAAUAUUUGUAAGCAAUGGCUGGUUAUAGAGUCUCACUGAUGCUUACAUCUUCCCAUGGAGCCAGAUUCUUGGACCGUAAAACCAAACAAUAAAGCCAGCAGAGCAAACAGAUAUUUUAGAAUUUUAUAAGAAACUAUAGGGAAAUAGUGGAAAUCUCCUCUCUCAAGCACCUAUAGACACUUUAAAAAUAAAGAAAUCAUCAAAUAUGCACUUUUUGAAGAUGUAGGAACCAUGGUUGGGCUACUUUGGUAGCCUUUACCAUUAGGUCUGUCAGAGAUCCUUUUGUGAGCCUAGGAGUGGUGGGGGAGCGUUUGUCCUUUGAUUUACUGGAAUAUAAUUAAUUUUGCAAAACAAGUCACUUUUUUGUCCUCUCUUGUGAUUUCAGGAAGAAAGCCGAAAAAAGCAUAGCGUUUUAUAAUAAGCUCCUCCUAAAGACGGGGGAGAGUUUUUAUAUAAACCCGAAGCCCUGCGGACAGUUCUGCUGCUGCGUGACACGUGGCUGCGAACGAGUAAGUGUGUGGUUAUUUCACAGCAACACAUAUUCUUAGCACUGCCUUGGUUUUAUACCCGUUGAUGGGAUUGUCACAAAAAUAAUCUUUUAUAUAUUGUCAGACUACCUAAUGUUAAUUCUGUUCACAAAAAUGUUUCAUCAACGCCCGCUGGUGACAGGCAUCAGCCUUUGCUGGGAGGGCGCCUGUAAGGGGAAGCCUGAUUACCCACCAUUCCCUGCAUGCAGUCCUUUUCAACCCUCCCUGCUUUCCUCUGGGGGGCGCUGAUAAUAUUAGAGUAUCAUCAUAGAUCUUUGCUAUUGCUUUCUGGGAACAGUAUGUUUUUUUUUUUUCCAGGACAUAAAAACUUCAAAAGCUUCCACCCACUCUCUACACCAGGCUUCCCCAAACUCUGGCCCUCCAGAUGUUUCUUAACUACAACUCCAAUGAUUUUCAGCCCAUCUAUUUCAUUCACAGAAUCAUGGGAGUUGUAGUUAAGCAACAUCUGGAGGCCCGGAGUUUGGAGAAGCCUGCUCUACACCUACAACACAACUCUGAGGUGUUGGGGUAAACCUGGGACGGGAGAGAGAGGCUGGUGUCCUGUACCAGCGACUAAGCCAUUUAUAGGCCAUUUUCUGGCACUUGGCAUUCAUGGAGCUACUAUGAAACUUUUAAAAAGUUAUCCUGCCCUUGAGCAGGGGUUAAAGAAAUGCCCAGGGUUUUUUCUCCACUGAUGUGUGUAUGAGAAGAGUCAUGGCUCUGUGAGGGUCAGGAGUAGAGGGUGGAGAGCAAAUUUUUUUUCAAAUGUGGUGUAUUGAUCGUCAGUCGGUAGGUAGAGCAGGCUAUGAGGAGAUGCAUAUCUGUCAAAGAUUGACAGUUGGUAAAGUGAGAGGAUGUUUAUGGCUAGUAGGGGGUCCAGAUUGUGGUGGUAACCAGGGCAAGGAUUGCAAUGCGCAGGAAUCUGCUUCCUGCUCUACCCUAAUCCGUAGCUUUUUAGAGGCCAUUCUCAUCCAGUCAACCACUCUUGUUCUCAAAAGAACUGUAUGAUCAUAGAGUUCGAAGUCUGGAAGGCCUGGGGGACCAAGAUGGCAACCAACUAAAAUAUAUGCAGGAGACAUGGAAGACCAUUCAUUUUAACAAUAUCGAUGCAACUAAACAAAGAGAAACUGGUGUCUUGUCAAGUUUCCAAGGUCAGACUGUAUGGUCUUUCGCAAGGGUUGGAAGUUACUACUGAAGAGCAGGUUAAUGUUUUUGAGUGAGUGGACCAGCGGAAUGGAAAUGUUUCUUGCAGGGAGAAGGCAGUGAUCUGCCCAACAGUUACACUCAAGAUAUGUGAUGUUAUAAUAGUUGCUUUUAAAAUUAGAAAGUGACCCAAAAAUCUCAAACUCCCCUGGGAACCCACCAAAGAAGCCGAAUGAAUUUACCCUAAAGCCCUAAUAGUGUUUCUCUUCUCAGGCCUCCCUUCCAGGCACAUAGCCAACCUUGCUGGUUGGAGUGAAUCAGGGCCAACUAGAAGCAGUUUCAGCCUCUCGGGCAGGAUCUUUGCAUAGAGUUAAAUCUUCUGUUUUGGUUUUUUUUCUUGUUGGGAGGUAUUUGAAGGCUGCCUUGAGCUCAUUCACUGUGAUGGAGGAUUCUCAACAUUUAAUUUUUAUUUUCAAACCUUAGAAAAUCACAUUUGUGAAAUAUAAUGGUUGUGAACAGAAUAGUAAAUAUCCAUUCCUUUAGGAGUCAUAAACCAUUGUCAAAGUGACGUUCAUGCUUACAGAUUCAUGUACUGUCCAGUGACUGAUGAUCUUUCUUUCCCCUUUCAUUAAUUUUCCCAUAGAUAGCCCCCUUUUAUGUUUUUAUAAAUUCUUUAAGAUCAGAUACAAUUAGGCAAAUCUUAAAGUAUCAGAGUCAACAGGUGGCAUUUCCCAAUUAUAUAUUAUUAAGGUUCCAAUGACAACAUUUGCAACCCACCACUAGUACAUUGCACAGAAGUUGCAAAUACAACAAAAAUUAAACCAGAAAUAAACACUCCCUUUUCAAUGUUAUACAUUGUAAUUAGGUUAUGUGCCUCAUUUGUUUGUGUUCCUUGUACAGUCAGAAUUACCAGUUGGUAAUUUUAUAAUUUGUACAUAUAAUUUUUUUAUUUUUUUUAUUUUCACCUUUUGGAAUGAUUGUAUACUGGUAAGUCCUUUUUGGUGUGAUGGCAUGCUGACACCGUUGUAUGGUUGCUUUGCUUAUUGUAAGUGGCUUUAAUUUUUAUUAUGCAUGGCUAUUUGUGACAUUAUUUUGAUGUAUAUUAUAUUGUUGCAAGUCAGUACAAGAUGGUAUCAAAACAUACUCCUUUGUCAUUGUCCCUCUGGGACAUCACAAUAUCAAUAAGCAAUAUGCAUGCAGAGUGAGAUUUUUUUUUUUUUUUGAUGAAGAAGAAGAUAAAAGCUAACCAGUGUUCCCUUUAUGGGCAUACAGUAGUAUCGAAAAUAGGGCAUAUGGAGCAAUUAUUAUGUCCAGCGAGAGGUAUAGUGCUCUCCAGGAAACUAGGGCAGUGUCGACUUACAAACAUAUAAGGGCUGGUGAUGUAUGUUGUAUUUUUUUUUUUUUGUUUGCUUGUUUUUUGGUAUAUAUUUCUGUUAAUGCAUUUUUAUAUUUUCUAAUACAUUUCUGCAGUUUUGCUGGUUUUGUAUAAUUGUCCCAAAUGAAUCAUCAUAAUAUUGUAAUGCUUAUUGGAAUUUUAUUUUUUAUGACCUAGGCAUCAAUUUAAUAUAUUUUGAAUAAACUUUUUUAAAAGGAUUUAAAUAAAAUUUUCUUUAGAAUAUUAAUAAAUAUAUUCGAUUAGAUUUGAAAAGUUUUAUCCAAAAUUAUAAAAUUGAGGCCUUAGUUUGAAAACUUGGCCUCUGGGGUUGAGCACUAUAGCUUUGCAUGUGUCCUUAUUUUUUUAUUUUUUGAUCUUCUAAUUGUCCGUGUGUGCCCUCCUAUGUUUAUUAAUGCUUAUCUCCAUUAUCUCGCUCCCAGGAGGAUGCUAUUGAAUAUUACACCAAACUGAAAGAUGAGGUGACUGAGGAAUACAACAAACAGAUGGCUGUUGUAUAUGAUGUUUCUCUGGGAGUUGCCUUUGUGACCUUUUCAGACAAAUCUAUGUCGACAUUGUAAGUAUCUUCCUGAGGGUAGGAUGUCCUUAGAUGAUGCCCUCGGCCUAGAGCCUGAUAGCCAGAAGCUUCCUUGUGGAGCAAAGGAACAAUGUUAGAAAUUCAUAUCUCUAUUCCUAUUGAUACAGUCCUGAUGCUCCUUAUCAUUUUGUGUUCACUCCUCUCCCCAGCCACCCAACUGUACAAAAAUAAAAUGGAAAUAGAUGAAAAUGAAAUUAAUUACUCACCUUUUCUCCAGCGCUGAGUUUUCCUUGGUGCUGCGGCUACUUCCUCAUCGGGUUGCAUCGUCUUGUCUUGAGGAUGAGGAGCCAAUCCAAUGCUCCUCAUAGAGGAGCAGAGGGGAAACGUAGGCGCAUGCGCAGUGCUCGCUGCUAUGCACCUCUAAAUCCUCCGUAGAUAGCACUGCACAUGCGCACGUAACAUGUUACGGUAUAAGAGUCGGGAAGUAAAAUUCCUGUCUCUUACUCCUAGAGGUCUUGGAGCCAUCGCUUGAAGCCCUGCUUCCAAGCCUUUUAUUUAGUUUAAUAUUGGGUUUUGAGGGGUAGGAUGGGGCAGGACUGCAGGCACUAUAAUAACUUCAAUAAGAUAGCCAACCAAGAAAUGGGCAAUCUGAGGUAAUCUAGACAUACAAACCUGCAUAUGUGUAUUCCGAUUAAACCUAAUGGACGUCAUCUUUUCACAAUGUCUUUCUAUUUUAUUUAUUAAUUAUUAUUAUAAAAGAUCUAUGCCAUAGCUAUCUCUUGUGUAACAAAGUAGAACAUGAGAUUGUUUGACUGUUAUGGUGGAUUGGGGGUAUAAUAUGUUGCAUCAUGUAGGAAAAAUCCCUCAGGGCAUGUACUGUACUACAAAGCACAAUACAAUGUGUCAAAAUAAAUUAACGUUAAUUAUAUAAAAAGAAAUAAAAGUCAGUCAAACAAACCCCAGUUUUAGCCCUAAUUCACAAAUGUUGGCAUUAUCCAGCCCUAGCUCAGAAUAAUAAUUAUCCUGCCCUAUUAUUAAUCCUUCACUAACUGUAAAUUGAAAUAUUACCCGCUGUAUGUACGGUAAAUACCAAUCAUAUCCUGAACAUUACAUAUUACAUCUAAAUCUAUGUACUACUAUAUGCGAAAUAUACAAACACUAUCCUAAAACUGAACCCUCAAUAUCGCUCUUAACCCUAAAAGCAUCUCUUACCCAUAGUUUACUUGCUUUGUAGACUGCAGUGAUGUCACCAAAAUGUCAGAUUGUUCUGUUUGUAGAAUGUCUGUCACUCUAUGCUAGGGUUUGCCUAUGUGUAAAACAAUAGUGGGUUUUUUUUUGGGAGGGGGGUGUGCUUUAUUUUUAUUUUAAAAAAUAAAUAAAAUUAUGCUGCAUGAGAAUCAUGGGAGUUGUAGUUAAUAUUCCUUCUCCUUUAUUUUCCCUCCAGUAUCCUGAAAGAUUACAAUGCGAUCAAAUGCCAUGGUUGGCAAUGUUCCGCAGAACCUCAGCCAUCCUCCCUCAGUAAAGAGUUGGGGGCUUCAAAAUGGUCUGUCAAGUACGCCACCUACCCAGAGAACAUAUUAUGGUGAGUCUGGUAACCCAGGCAGCUCUCUGAUCUCCGCGAUAGGAGGGGGGCCGUCAUUUCACGCCUUCCUGGUGGUUCGGUGGCAAAACUAAAAAAAAUUAAGUAAAAUGUAUGCAUGGUCAAUUGAUUUAUGUAUUUCUAUCUAACUGUUUGUAUUCUGUUUUGUCUUCUGUUUUUUUGAUUUUUUUCCAGGGGGAAUAUUUCGGUGCAGGGAGUGAAAUGGUGGGCACGGUGUCUUGCCAUAAACUUCUUCCUCUUUAUUAUAUUAUUCUUUCUGACGACCCCUUCAAUUAUUAUAAGUACAAUGGACAAGUUCAAUGUCACCAAACCAAUCUACUACCUGAACGUAAGUAUCAUUAACUGUGAUCUUCUAAAUGACAACGUCUUUUAACAGGGAACAAUUACACCCCAAGGAUGACUACUUAUUAUGAAAGGCCCAUGGGGAGCCUUGCUAUCUCAGCAAUACAAUAUGCAGAAAGACAUUUUAAUAACACAGGUAAGGGCUGUCGCUAAUAAUCUUAUUUUUGUUUUAUUUUCUCUCACAGAAUCCCAUCAUCAGUCAGUUCUUUCCAACUCUGCUCCUGUGGUCCUUCGCUGCUUUGUUGCCGACUAUUGUCUACUAUUCCACCCUGAUGGAGUCUCACUGGACAAAGUAAGUCCUUGGAGUUUGUCUUUUUACGUGGGAUGCUUCUAAGGAGCUUGUUUGAUUCUAAUAACUUCACACAUUGAUUACUGUAACUCUCUCCAGAACCCAUACUGCCCCUCUCCAGUCCAUAAUAAGUGAUAAAUGUUGCUGUUAUUCUGCUUUCACAUCGCCAAUUUCCCUUUUACCAAAGAAAAAAAGGAUUCAGUUCAACAGAUACGAACACUUGCCGACAAAGCUCUCAACAUCCCUACCCCACAUUCUAGUUUUAUAUUCAUAAUUGGACCCCAUAAAUUGUUCAGACUUGUACAGCUAAUGCUGGUUUACAGUAUUUCUCUCGGAUCGCUUCCUAUGGAACAGUCAAAUAGUCUGUCAGAUUUUCCCUUCGUCUUCAGUCCUUCCCCUUUUCUUCCGGCAAACCUAUAGCACAUUCCUUAAAGCUGUCUGCCCUCCCUCUUCUAUUUUUACACCCCACCUCCUCUAUAUUGAAAGCUCUUCAGAGCACGGACCACUGUAACCUAUUGUUUCUUAUUAAUAUUUAUAACAAUUUUAAAACUCCGCAUUAAACUUGCAAAGCUUUACAAAAUUUGUUGGCCCUAUAUAACUGCCAGUAUUAAUAAUUCUAUUGUCGUGAAACACCCGCUUUUCCAGUAGUGGGAUUGUGUGAUGUCACUGACAUGUCGUGUUUCUUGCAGGUCCAAUGAGAACAGGAUAAUGAUGCAUAAAGUCUACAUCUUCCUCAUUUUCAUGGUGCUGAUUUUACCUUCGCUGGGUUUAACCAGGUUAGAAUAAAUCUUUUGGUUUAGUUUAAUUCAUAUUCAAUAAACUGAAUUAAAAUACCUCCAUCCUGGGACAGGAUUAGCUGGUUAACACAUUGAGUGCCAAACCCAUGAGCAAUGUUUUGUUUAAAGAGCUCUAGGUCACAGUCAAUAUAUUCUAUGUAUGGGCCCUCAUACAGCUUUUUAUGAGAGCCUAGGAUGCAGCCAGUCACAUGCAAGCAUGGGAAUCUAAUAGAUGAAGCUCAUGGAAAGCUAAUCGUAGCGUGGGUAUUUAACCUGACUGAUACCAUUCUGAGCAAACCUCUGCUUUCUGUGUUUUUCAGUUUGGAUUUCUUCUUUCGUUGGCUCUUUGAUAAAAAUCAGGAUGCAACGGGUGCCGUGCGACUGGAGUAAGUAACUCGAGAUAAUCAACUCUACCAGCUUCCUUCUCUCUACCUCCCUUCUGCGAUCCCCCUAUCUUUGUCUGUAUUGCCACUUCUAUUCCUCUGUCUCUGUCAGUCCUACCACUAUUACAGAGUCUCUCUCCUGCCAUGUACCCACCUUUCUCUGUCCGGCUGCCUUACCUUUCCUCUGUCCUUUCUGCUUCUUCACAUUUCCAUUUUGCAGUCCACUCCUUCCCUUCUCUCUCUCUGGUAUCUUGUCUCAUCAUUCUGUUUCCUAAAUCUGAAUAGCCGUGCUAUCCUCUCCAUUCCAUCUAAAGUAUACUUUUGUUACAUUGUAUCUUGGGUUCUCUGUGCCGUGUUUUACUGAAGCUAAACAUUGUACUUUCUCCCCGCCCCUCCACAGAUGUGUGUUCCUUCCAGACCAAGGAGCCUUCUUUGUGAAUUAUGUCAUUGCCUCGGCUUUUAUUGGGAAUGGAAUGGAGAUGAUCCGGCUCCCAGGGUUACUGCUGUACAUUAUCCGUAUGACAUUAGCCAAGUCUGCAGGGGAGAGACGGAAUAUAAAGCAGGUAAGUUGCUGCACAAUAAGGGGAAGAAGCUUUGAGCAAUGACAUUUGUUUAAAGUUAAUAUUAAAGUUUGUUGUUUUUUCCAUGAUUUCAAUUUACUGGAGUGAAACGCUGACUAUACACUAUUUUCACCCCAAAUAGAAAUAUCUUUAUCCCACAGCUAUAUAUUGUGUGAAACGGAUAAUUGCCUGAGAAUAACAAGGAAAAUAAAUAUUGUAAUUAUUGUUUUUAUCAAUUUGCAGCAACAGGCCUAUGAGUUUGAGUUUGGCGCUAUGUAUGCGCGGAUGCUCUGUGUGUUUACGGUGAUCAUGGCAUAUAGCAUAACCUGCCCCAUCGUUGUGCCAUUUGGUAAGUAAUCCUUCGCAAUGUAAAUCAAGGUUUUUACUCUUAAUAGAGUGAUUCAGGUCAUAGAGUCAUCGGUGCUUUGUUGUCCCAGCUGUGCACCAGAGGUGUCUAGUUUUAAGAUAUGUGCUGGUUAAUAAGGGAAGAGAAAAAUAGCUAAAUAAUAGAUUUGUAUUUGGGAUAUUUGUGAAUUUGUAAGUGACGUGACAACGCUCAAAAAUUGAAUGUUCUUGCAUCUUGCAAGUGUGCUCAAUCAGCGCACAAAUGAAGUAGGGUCUGCACUGCGUGACUGGCACAGCGGGUCCAUUGUACGUGUCCUUCCAUCUGUCACUCUUUGUAGCAUGGCAUCCUAGGUCUGCGGUGGAGCGUCUUCAAUGUCCUUGGCAUUGUCUAUAAAGGAGCUGCUGCCAGAAUGUAGAGAGUGGUAUACGAUGAGAAUAUAAUGCUCAGUCCUACAGUCUCCUCUCUAACAAUUCAUUACCCCUGCUCGCAUGUGUCUGUUAGAUUUGGAGAAAUAUUUGUGUCAGUUAUAGGAGCUUCUAUAUAAUGAUGUUAACACGGAAUCACCAUCAUAUUCCAAUUUCCCCAAAACAAACUUCACAACCUUUCAAAGCUCCAGAAAUGUGACUAACUCUGGAUUUAUAUACUACUACAGAGGGAAGCACCAUCCUUGCUGCUUCCCUCUGUAUUGGCUACGUCUGAAGAGGGAUAUUCCCGCAGCUGGUUUCCCAAGUUCCAAGAGAAUUGGUUAUUCGUGCUUCUAAGUAUCAACAAAUCUGGAAUACAAUUCACAGGCAGCAUUAUCAAUGUUUUAGGCCACAAAUCUGUGGAAAUUAAAUGGUUUUCCUCUUUUUCUUGAUGUCCCAACCACAAAGCUGUAAUAACGGUUUGUUAGUUCCUGUCUCACUUACUGGAGAUGGGAAGAACUCCCAAAGUCUUUGCUGCUCCUCUUCCCUGAUUCUUCUAUUAGAAUCUCCAGAUUAGUAUUCCUAGGGAGGAAAUAAAACAUGAAGUUCUGAGGAGUUUUGCUUUGUUCGUUUUUUGUGGUUUGUUGAUAAAUAGAUAAGGGUGGUGCAGUAGACAUUGCUUACCUAGAUUUCAGUAAGGCUUUUGAUACUGUUGCACAUAGAAGGCUUAUCAAUACAUUGCAAUCUUUAAGUUUGGAUUCCAAUAUUGUAGAAUGGGUAAGGCAGUGGGUUGUAGUUAAUGGAAUAUAUUCGAAGCUUGGACUUGUCACCAGUGGGGUACCUCAGGGUUCUGUACUUGGACCCAUUCUCUUUAAUAUUUUUAUUAGUGAUAUUGCAGAAGGUUUUGAUGGUAAGGUAUGUAUUUUUGCUGAUGAUACUAAGAUAUGUAACAGGGUUGAUGUUCCAGGAGGGAUAAGCCAAAUGGCAAAUGAUUUAGGUAAACUAGAAAAAUGGUCAGAAUUGUGGCAACUGACAUUUAAUGUGGAUAAGUGCAAGAUAAUGCAUCUUGGACGUAAAAACCCAAGGGCAGAGUACAGAAUAUUUGAUAGAGUCCUAACCUCAACAUAUGAGGAAAGGGAUUUAGGGGUGAUUAUUUCUGAUGACUUAAAGGUAGGCAGACAAUGUAAUAGAGCAGCAGGAAAUGCUAGCAGAAUGCUUGGUUGUAUAGGGAGAGGUAUUAGCAGUAGAAAGAGGGAAGUGCUCAUGCCAUUGUACAGAACACUGGUGAGACCUCACUUGGAGUAUUGUACACAGUACUGGAGACCGUAUCUUCAGAAGGAUAUUGAUACCUUAGAGAGGGUUCAGAGAAGGGCUACUAAACUGGUUCAUGGAUUGCGGGAUAAAACUUACCAGGAAAGGUUAAAGGAUCUUAACAUGUAUAGCUUGGAGGAAAGACGAGACAGGGGGGAUAUGAUAGAAACAUUUAAAUAUAUAAAGGGAAUCAACACAGUAAAGGAGGAGACUAUAUUUAAAAGAAGAAAAACUACCACAACAAGAGGACAUAGUCUUAAAUUAGAGGGACAAAGGUUUAAAAAUAAUAUCAGGAAGUAUUACUUUACUGAGAGGGUAGUGGAUGCAUGGAAUAGCCUUCCAGCUGAAGUGGUAGAGGUUAACACAGUAAAGGAGUUUAAGCAUGCGUGGGAUAGGCAUAAGGCUAUCCUAACUAUAAGAUAAGGCCAGGGACUAAUGAAAGUAUUUAGAAAAUUGGGCAGACUAGAUGGGCCGAAUGGUUCUUAUCUGCCGUCACAUUCUAUGUCGUUUAUCUUUUGAUAAAGCAUCUUUAUUAAGUGUCCAUUAUUAACACAGCUAUGUAUUAUGAAAACCUCUUACAAAAACAUAACCUUAUAACAUUUUACAUGAGCAAAUCUGUCACCAUUCAUCAAAGAUCACAAAAAAGUAAAACCCCAAUAAUAGUCCAUAUGUUUCCAGACGGACUUACAGUUGGUUAGAGAAGCAGUUUUAUUGGAUUCUGUACAAAUUCUAAGCGCUAACCAUGUAUUUCAUGCUGACUCAUUUUCCUCCAGGUUUGGUCUACAUGCUGAUCAAGCACUUGGUCGAUCGCCAUAACCUGUACUAUGCCUACUUACCGACUAAACUGGACAAGAAAAUUCAUUUUACUGCUGUGCACCAAGCUAUGGCAGCCCCAAUUCUGUGUCUCUUGUGGCUGUUUUUCUUCUCUCUUUUGAGAAUGGGUAAGUGAACAUUGUAUUCACUACACAUUGAGUUUCUGCUGCUGUGUUUUUAUUUUGUUGUCUUUUUUAUAUUUGUGUUUUAUUUUAUCAUUGUUUUUUUUAAUUAGUUUAUGCUUUGUUCCCCAAAUUAAUUACAGAAGUAUUUAGUUUAAGUCUUGCUGGGAACUUUGUCAAAUUAUCAGAACGGUCCAAGGAAGAAUUAAGCAUUUCUUUUAGUUGGAAAUACAAAGUACCAAUUGACUAUGCGCUGAAUAUAUUUGUUAGAUGGAUUUUUUUAGGGUUUGUCCACCUUUUCUUGGUGACCCUCUUCAAAUGAAGGUUCCAGAAUGUAGUCUCCAACAUUGAGUGUGUAAAGCGUAAACUCCUGGCACAUUCGGGCAGUAAAUAUCGGGGAACAGACAUGGUGCAUGUUCUAUUUAUGCUCUGAGUAGUUGGGUACCCAUCCUGAUGAGCUGCCGGUUUGCACCAGAGAAAUUAUUAGUAAAUCUAUGGAAUUUAAAAAAUAAGAGCCUGAAAAUCUGGCUAGAAAUUGAAACCCUGUUGUAUUUCUUCCAUUGUUAAUCAAUGCACGGUCCUGUUGGAUCACACUAUAAUAAAACGCGAUGUCCAAUCUCGUCGCCCACCUUCAUUGAUCUUUAAACUGCAAGGUAUUGUAUGGUGUUGGGCAAAAGAUGGCCGCUUCUAAAAAAAAAAUGUUUAUUUUUAAAUCACUUAAACCUUGUAAAUAGAACUUGUCCUUGUAAAUAGAAAUUGCUGUUUGUACGAAUUAGAGCAUCUAUGUAGCACAGAUGUACGCUUCAGUAUGGCACAAACAUCUUGCAUCAAAUUUCUGAAAUCAUGGAAUCUUCACACUUGUUAUUGUAAUGUUUUCCUGUAGGUUUCAAGGCUCCGUCUACGCUCUUUACGCUAAUAUUCCUUAUAAUCACCGUCAUUAUCUUCGUGUCUUAUACCUGUUUUGGAUGUUUCAAGCACCUCAGCCCCUUGAAUUAUAAGGUGAGAUUUUGCUGUGGGUGUUUUGAUCUCUGUUUUGUGGAGCUAAUGUCUGUUUUUGGAGAAAUAUUUGUAUAAUAGACUAUGGUAAAAAAGCUGGUCUCUUGAAAGGAUCUUGGGAAGUGGGGCAUAUUGGCCCCAGAUUCUCUUUAAAGCUUGUGUUAGAGAUAUUAAGUGAUGACGCACUGGACACCUUGACUGAGACAUCCUGCUGUGAUUUACCAAGUUGGAUCCAGCGUUCACGCGUAGUCCUUAUUGACAUAGAUAGCGUUGAUUAAUGCAGUCUGCUGCCACGAUCCAUUACUGGUGUCUGUCUGAUGGGAUUUUUAUUCAAUUCACCAGUGGCCCAGAAAACCAGAGACCAGCAAAUUUAAUCUGACGAGCCCUCCUCCACCUUAAAGUAAUUUCCACAACUGGGUUUUCACUCUAAACACAAAUGUAUACAGAGACUGGAUUCACACCUUUCCACUCUGUGCCUAUUACUUACCAUCACUCAAAAUUCAUAUUACAUGUUUGUUCCAAAUGAAAAAACUGAAGUUACACCAACUGAAUCUUCCCGAAUGCUGCCCUCACUGAUCAUGUCUUUACUGUGCUUUGGAGUCAGAGUGAAGCAGGUGCUGACUUUGAUCUUUGAUGUGUUGACCACCUUCCUAUAAUAAUAUUAGAUACAAUUAACCUCUUAAGGACACAGCUUCUGGAUUAAAAGGGAAUGGUGAUGGAAUAUUUGCGUCAUGUGUCCUUAAGGGGUUAAAAAGCUUUAAAAAUAUGCUGAUCGUGGACAUGAGCUGUGGGAAUGGCCUGAGAAUGCUGCUACAUUGUAUCUGGGCUUGGUUAUGAUUGUUUAUGUAUUUUAGAUUAAGGAAUCCUCAACCAACGCGGAACCAACAAGUGAACCUGGACCCAUGAGCAAACCUGCUGUAAGUACAGUUAAUGAUUGUUUGGCUGUAUACAAAGUCAGACCACGCUACUGUAGUGUCUUAGAGUGUUUGUUAAUUGAAAGGGUUACAGGGUGAUUAGUCUGUGGAGAAACAAUAAGGGGGGGGGGAGGUGGAGGUCUCAACAACAAUUUAUAUACUGGUUACAAAAUGAUUAAAUAAAUCAUUAUUCAUAAAUACAAAAACAAACCACGAACAACAGGUUGACCCAUCUUUCUAACAUUGAAACUUACAUGACUGAGUGUAUCCAGUCAUAAUGAUUCUUUCUGGGCGUUUAGCCACGCGAGGAUGUAGGGGGAUACUUUGAACUAUCUGUUCCCAGGAGUCUCACCAGACUAGGAUAAUACAGGAUACCGCAUACUAGGAUAAUACAGGAUACCGCAUACUAGGAUAAUACAGGAUACCGCAUACUAGGAUAAUACAGGAUACUGCAUACUAGGAUAAUACAGGAUACCGCAGACUAGGAUAAUACAGGAUACCGCAUACUAGGAUAAUACAGGAUACCGCAUACUAGGAUAAUACAGGAUACUGCAUACUAGGAUAAUACAGGAUACUGCAUACUAGGAUAAUAAAGACUGUUAGGAAAGCAAGUGAAAAAGCAGAAAUGCAGAAGCUUUGUGUGUUUGAAAAAAAUUGUCAAGGGCCUUUAGUGAAACUCUGGAUUAAUUGGCAGCUACAAACAAAAUGGUUAAUGGCCGUUAACUCAUUAGCCAUUCUCUCCUAGCAAUAAGAUGAACUUCCUUUUCCGCACACUACGGAGCUUAUCACACAAUGUGGCAGCCCAGGUGUGUUACAUGGCAGUAUAAUGGACGUAAAAUAUAUAAUAAAGGGAGCAUCUAAUUAAUAGAGAAUUUGGGGGUUGAUUGUUUGAAUGGGAAUGGUAGGUUGGAAGGAACAGUUUUCUGUGAUUCACAAGUCUUUCAGUGGGUGCAUCUUUAAAAAGUAGAUUUUACGUGAAGGAUCCUGUAUUUCAAUCAAUAAUCUAAUAAUUCCCUAAUAUUCCCCUGCAGAGAUAUCUCCCAUAUGUUCUCAUUUCUGAACCUUCUGAAAGGACUAAACUAGACAAAGAAACACACAGUUCUUAUGGCACGUUGAGGGACGCAGAGACACCAUCAGCCACAAUGGAGGAUGACGAUAUAGGUUUAGAUAUGGAUUUUUCCACCACGGAAGAUCAGCAUGCACCGAUUAUAGACUUGGAAAGUUCCUGACAAAGCUGCAUUGCCUAGAACAAGCACAAGAGGGAAACAUUGCACCUCUUAUGUGGGAUGGUGCUACUAAAUUAUAGUCUCAAUAGUGAUGAGGCUUGAAAGAACAUUUCAGAAGGGAUUCGGAUGAGGAAUCUAAAUGCUACUCAGCUGCCCCAAGAACAGCUGGACGUCCCAUAAACCAUAUGUGUUACAAAUUACUGGGUCAUGGAACUGUUGCAAUAUAUCUGAAAGAUUGGACGUAUUCCUGAGACUGAGAUACUGUAUCAAGCGCUGUCUGAGGGUCAGCCAUUGCUGCUUAAGGAAAUGACGGGGAAUUAGGACUCUUACAGAUCUAGGACUGUUUGAACUGUCGAGUAAAAUAAAGUUUUUAUAAAUGUCUGAUUACACAUAAUACCUUUGCUGACUGUAGGAGCAUCCUUUUGGUUUUUCUGAGAUGAUUUACCCAUCACGUCAGACCUCAAACACAAUUACCAAAUGCGGUCAAUACCUUUUCCUGUUACAGUUUGGUUAUUGAAACAAUAAUGAGCUGGAGGCCUGGGUUUGGGAAAACAUUCUAUAUCUUUUUUUUUUAAAAAAGCUUUAAUGCCUAUGAAAUUAAAGGGGAACUGUCUCUAAUAUUAAAUUAUUUUUCUAAUAAAAAGACUGCACAUGUGCAGUCUACUGAAUAGAAGUCAGGCUCUAGGCAAGCGUGCUUGGUGAUGAUGGCUGAUGUCAUCGCAUUCUGAACAAGUUUCCGAAUAAAGCUUCGCUCUGUCACAACGAAGGAUUCCUCCGGGAGAGAACACGAAUAGGUUUCUACUGGAAUUCAAAGCUAAUAUCUGAAUUUAAAAUUACAGAGCACACUACAAGUAAAGGCACAUUUUUAUUAGAAAUAAUAUAACCUAUUUGUUUAUUAGUGACAUUUUUCCAUCCAAAGGUUGCCCGUCAUGCCUGUAAUGACUUGUGCUCUUUUUAAUGAGCAUGGAAUUCUAUCUAUCUAUCUAGAUAUAUAUAUAUAUAUAUAUAUAUAUAUAUAUAUAUAUAUAUAUAUAUAUAUAUAUAUAUAUAUAUAUUUAUUGCAGAAAGACUUGUUACCGUAUGUAUAGUUUGGGAAAAAAACCUACUUAACAUAGUACAGCUAAAUAUAUUGCAUUUUAUAGUCAUUUCUCAAGCGGUUUUGUGACUAAGCUACGAAUAAGGUGUUGUUAUGGUGCACAGAGGGACCCUUUAAUAUAUACUUCUUGGUAAUGAAGUAAUGACCAUAGCCAUUAGUUUAAAAAGGUUUUGUAGUUUUUAGUCCUGGUCACUUGUUCAUCCCUCAGUGUGGGGUCAAAGGAGAAAAUAAAAACCUCAAUAUAUUUUAUAACAAAAGAGCUAAGGCUGUUACAACAUAUCCUAGCAUGAUAUGUUAAGAUAUGCUGCAGCAUACCAAAAGUAAAUAAGAUGUUUCUGAUCAACAUUUUAUGGUUAAAUUAAAUAAUAACCGCUAACUCAUAGCGUUUUCUUUGUGACAAAAUGUUUGCUUCUGUUUUACUUAUAUAGAAAGAAAAACAAUUAAGUCAAUUUUAAUAUGUAGUCACUGUGCUAAGUUGGCAAAUAUGUAUCCUUUUACACUAUGCACAAUUCUAUCAGUAUAGGAUAGGCAAUUAGUCAUCUGCUCAAAUACUUGGGCAUAGACUAGAAUAUGAUUUCAUAGAAUGUGUAUUCAUAACCUCUUUCUCUGGACAGAAUGCGUUUUGUGGAUAUUACGGAAAUUUUCUCACAAUAUGCGAUUAACAAAAUCUUUUUUAUGCAAGUAUGAUUCUCUAUUUUAUACUCACUGUUUUCUAUUAAGUCCCCUGGUUCUACACCCAUAAAGGGAUCUCUAUUCUCCUCGAUUUUGGUUUAUUUUCUCUGUUUAUGACACUGUGAGCCUAAACACAGGAUGAUACAUGUCUGUUGUGGAUGGUAUUAUGAUAUCAAUAAGAGAAACAUGUAGUCUGUAAGCUGGGUAAUGUAAAACUGUGUUCCUAAGAUUAAUAUAUAACCUGGGGGACCAACAAACCUUAUAGCCAAAUUCAAUGAGAGGGAAAUUAAUUUUAAAAGGAAUAGGUUGGUGACUGGCUGACGGUAUUGGAUCAGCAAGAAAAAUUACAUAUUUUAAGUGCCUGAUGUUUGUAUUUAAGGAAACAAUGCUAAAGAGACCCUCUGAUUUAAAAUGUAAAUAUAUUUUGGACCACCACUUUCUCAUUGAAUGGGGGGGGGGGGGGUGGUUUGAGGACCAUGGGGUAGUGGAGCACAGCUAUUUGAGGGUCAUAGAGUCAAGUCUGGUCCACAAUUCUGAUUGUCCGAGAACUACCAUUAGUCUUGGAGCUUUGACAGUAAAGGAUCACCAUUGGCUCUUUGGAAUUUGAGUAGUGGAUGACUACUGUAUCUUUGUCAGCCAGGCAUUUCCACUCCAGCACUCAAAACAAUAUUUAAAAAAAAAAAUAAAUCAGUGCAAUAUUUUUAUUUUGUGUGUGUGUAUAUGUUUUCUAUUACACCAAUAAACUCAAAAUUUCCACUCCUUACUAGCCAUUGGCAAUGGAAAGGUCAUCCCUGGCAUGUAGGACUUCCAUGUGCCAUGGAACCUCCAGGCUUUUUUUUAAAAAAAAAUUUCAGGCCUGGCCAGUAGCAGAGGAUUUGAAAUUUUGAGCUCUACUUUAGAGAUCCUGUUUACUGUUGCAGUGCUUUAUUGGAGCCAGUCAGUAUAUUGUAACUUUUAUAUUAAUAAUAAAUUGUGCCAAAAGAAGAAUAAUAUGCUGGUUAUAAUCAUGAAUAUAUAAUAUAUUUAAAAAAGUGUUACCAGUCAAGUGAUAAAUCAGUGUUUGCUGUAGAUCUGUAGAUGUCACAGUUCUAGAAGAAUUUAAACCUUUGAGGGCCAGAUACUUUAUGUAGAUUAUUUACCUUUAGUACAAUGCGUCAAUUCCCUGUAAGGUUUAAUUUGUUAAACUGGAGGGAUUGCCUUUAGAGAUGUUGAUUACAUUGUUGAUAUUUUAUAUUAAUGUACAUGCUUUUAUAAUCACAAGCGAACGCUAAUUAAUAAAAUAAACUUGACUGUUUUUUUUACUUUCACACAAUUUAUGCAUAUAUAUAUAUAUAUAUAUAUAUAUAUAUAUAUAUAUAUAAUAUAUAUAUAUAUGUCCUAAUUCUCUCUACUCCUCUAACGUCAGGUAGAGGUGAGUUCACAUGCCGUUUGAUAAGGCACGCCUUAGAAAUUUAAAGGAACACUCCCGGUACUGAUUUAUUUAUUUGUUAAAUAUCAAUUGUGCAAUUAGAAGCUGGUAACAAGUCAUAUUCUUUGUUAAACAUACACCUAAUUGCCUUGAAAUGCUUCCCUAGCCCUUCAAGGGAUAAACGUGCAUAAAGAAUUUGGAUAUUUAAAAUUGAGAAUCUGCAUUUGUUGUCCUCAAUGAAGUUUUAUUUUCAAUAAAACAAUGAUUUUCACAGUCCAAUGUCAAUGAAGUUUUAUUUUCAAGAACACGAUUUUUAAAGUCAAAUGGAAUAAUUCUGGUUUUAGAGUCCCCUCCAACAUUGCUUUGAUGAGCUGGGUAGAUAGAGGUCAGUCUGUAGGUACUAGAUAAACACACACAAAAACCACUUUGUGGCUCCUUUUCCUGUGCUCUAGAAAUACCAUGAAAUCUUUGAUUUCUAAAGGCUGAGUAGAUAAAAGAAAUGGACCAGGGGUACCCAAAGGGUAGAUUCCCUGACGCGGUAGAACUAUAACUACCAUGAUGCUUUGCAUGUCAUUAGAAUCACAAAGCAUCAUGGAAGCUGUAGUUUUAAGACACCUGGGGAUCUACCUUUUUGGCACCCCUGUUCUAGACAGCUUGAACGCUUGGCAGUAUCUCGUGGCUAAAUUCUAAACUACACAAGUAAAGGGUGCCAUGUAUAUAUAAACCACUAGGUGUCGGCCUUAGCCUUGAUAAUAGCUGAACUCUCAUAAAAGGGAUGCGAUUGCAUUAACACCAUGGUGAUUGAAGGUUUACUCCAAAUGGGUUUUGCACUUCCCAUUUUUAUUUGCUGCAACUCAUUUAAAUAUAGGUUACAACUAACCUUACUUCCAGUGCUGGGUCUCCCCAAUACUUUCCACUCUUUUUUCUGGUCUGUGUUCCAAACAAAUGCUUCAUAAAUAUUUACAUUGUUGAACCUUUGGCGUAUUCACGGUGCUCACAACCCGUGUGUCAAUCAGCUUUAUCUGACAGAAGCAUUGAGGCCAAUUCUCUAUCAGAGUGGGACAAAACGUGCUAGGGACUUAUAACCUGUUAUGGUGAGCACUAAGAAGACUGUCUGUAGGAGGGAUGGGAAAAUGAUUGAGGAAGAGAGAGCGAAUAUAUAUAUUAGAAUAUAUAUUAUAUAUACACACAUACACAUGCACACGCAGCGCCGCUUGCAAGGGAAAAAAAAAGCAGAUUAGAAUCCUCACCAGCGCACAAUGGGUACUGACAGACUUUUUUUUUUGGUGCCAGGACCCAGCAUUCCAGGCUGACAAAGUUACGUGUAAAGGUGUAACUAGACCCAGGGACAAAAUCACAGGUUUCUUUGUGUAGGCACAGUUUCAAGCUGAAAUACUACACAUUCACAGCCCAUCCCACUGUUAUCUCACACAUUGUUAAGUUGUGACAAGUCUGCUGCAUUAUCAAAUAACAGUGAUGCACCCUUAGAGUUUACGGUCACAUUUUAUGCCUAAUCUUUGCAAUUUACUCUCCAUUUACACUUUCAAUCUUGGAGUCAUACAUGAGAGACAGGAGACCGGGAAGGGUGCUGGGUGGGAGAGAUUAUUAUCAUCGCCAUUUAUACAGCGCCAUCAGAGAUCUGUGCUAUACAAUGCUGGAAGCUCCUACUAUACUGAACUAGACAAACCGUAGCCUUCGACGUAAAGAACUGAUUCCAUCGACCUCGUGGCCCAUUUGUGAUUUAUUAAAGGUUCUCUAUGACUAGAGCAAUGGCCCUUGUGGGCCCUCAGCUUACGGUUUGGCCCCUGAGUGCUACAUAGCGAUGUUAGGUCCCUCUGCAUCAAGCAGUCUGUUAAUAGUAUAGAGUGAGAACUCAAAGUAAAUUUCAAAUUUAAGGUCAAAUUAUCCAAACUGGAAGAAUUCACUGCCAGCUGUGUGUUCAUUUCAGCUACUCUGGCUUGAAAUAGGAUCUUUGAAUUCUUGCUUUAAUAAAAAUCCCUGUAAGACUAUUACUACCACGAAGGUUGACUUUUUUUUGUUUAGGUAAUCAGUUUUCCUGGCACGGUUGUACAGCUGGUAAUUACAAUAUAAUUUAUUUACCCGGAGUUUCUCUGCCAGGAGCAUUGCAGGAUUGUCUUUCUUUUUAUUUGGCUAAAAAAUGAAAAUGGGAAUCUAUUAAUAGGAAGCACAAAGUCUUUACAACACACUCUGCUUCAUCUGCGGAGAGCAGCUGGAAGUAUCAGUUAAACAACUGGACAUGUUUAAAGUCUGCUCUGCAGACAACUGUUUGAGAACAAAAGGACAUGAGAUACUGUCCCGGGAACACAUGCUACAAGCAUCAACACUUCCGGCAGACAGAGCUUCACCUGCUCGGCUGUCUGCCAUUACGCUAAUGGGUACUGUCAUUCUGCAUUAAAAGUUCAUAAAUGGUAAACAGUAUCCAGAACAUGUGUAGCAAUACAUUCAGAUUAAACAUUUUUUUUAAAAAGUGCAUAAAACAAUUGUUAAAUCUUUCAAAAUGAUACAAAAGUAUCUCAAAUAAAAAACACCAUUGAUCAUAUUGUGUUCUGCAAAGCAUCUCUCUGUCGGGAUCAAUGUACUGCAAUAGCAGAUAGGUAAACAUUUUUUUAUAACUGUGUCCACG